Messenger RNA from Symbiodinium sp. CCMP2592, 2073 nucleotides. Lineage: Eukaryota; Dinophyceae; Suessiales; Symbiodiniaceae. The record is from the annotation of a GenBank genome assembly.
AUGCCGCGUCAGCGCCGCACCGGACGGGGCCUGAUCAGUCUCGACGGUUGGUACUUUGUCUCGGAGGCGAAGGAGGUGAAUGAAGCGGCAGACAAGGCAUACGACCAGAUUGAGAUCAAUCGUAUGCGUGCCUGUGCGGUGGAAGUGGACGGUAAGACGUUGCACUUCUGCCUAGAGCCCAAGGAGGUGGCCAACAGAGGCGAGGUGGAAGACUGCGCUGCCAAUUUAUCUGGCAUGUGCAGGGCAUGCACGGAGCGAAUUUCGAGGUUCGCGCAGCUGAUCGGAGAAGACGGGACCUACGUCGCCUUCAAUCAGGAAGUCUCUGAGAAGAACGUGGAUGCAAUCCGAGCCAAUCGCGACCAGCAGGAGCGCAGUCCGGAAGUGUCAGCAUACAACUUCGUCGUGGUAGACCGCGAGUUCGCGGCGAGGUAUCCUACGCACCAGGGCGGUUUUCAGCAUGUGCACUUCACUUUCGAAGACCUCACACCUCCUGACGUGGCGGCGAAGAUCAAGCAGCUGUCCAACUACAUGAACGGCUCCUUUGACAAUCGUUUCCAGAAGUUGAUCGACGACCCGGCUUCGUUGAGAAUCAUCCAGGAGGAGAUUCCGAACCUGGUUCGGCCAGAUCACUGGAAGUCGGUCACAUCCUGGGCUGUGAACUUUGUGGCGAAGGCAGAAGGACGAGCUUGGUCGGAGCUUCCGAUGCACAAGAAGUUCGAGAUCAUGUCCUUCGCCAUGCUUACGGGGCGUUCCCACGGUGCUAUCCACACUGACAUGCAGCAGGCCGGCAACUUGGUGGACUUCAUCACUGACGCCCACAGCAGGCCUGCACUGCGAGCGCUCAUGGACGACAGGAGCAAUCCAGAGACUUAUCAGGUCAGCCGUGUUGCUGGUAUCUUGCGUGACAAGGCAGUGACAUCCUUGUGCACCGUCACACUCACGUGGGGCGGUGAGGGCCAGCCGAACAAGUCGGACCUCGAUUUGCACACGAAGGUGGACGGUGUGGAGCUUUACUUCAGCAGGAAGGUUGUCGGAAAGUGCCAGCUUGACUUUGACGCGAACGCAGGGACCGUUGAGCCUUUCCCCGCCGAGAACAUCUCGCUUAACCAGCAAGGCACCUUCAUCAUCAGGGUCAACAACUACUGCAACCGUGACUCCGCCAGCGUUCCCUUCCAGGUCACCGUCAAGAAGCCGGGCUCUAGCCAGGUGUAUACAGACGUUUGGCCCAAGGAGCGUGCAAAAGGAAACUUCAUGGAAGUCUGCAAAGUGACUGUGACCCCCGAGGACUUGGUCGAGGAGCCUGUGGAGCUCUCGGCUGCAGAGCAGAAGAAGCUGGCCGCCAAAGAGGAGGAGUGGAUGCGCAUGGUCGGAGAGCCAAGGUCGACAGUUGCCACCGACGCAGACAUUGCCGACACCGAAGGCCUCGAGAUGGUCUUGGUGAAGUCAACGGCCUUCAGUCCCAGCAGCCGUGGCAGCGCACAGGCGGCCUUCGCUUCGAUGCUGACGGCGCCCCCUGCCCGACCCGCAGGCAAGGCUUCGUUGGCGACUCGAUGCAAGCUGGACAGCCUCCUUGGCUUGAUUGAGCACGUCUCCGAGACUCCGUGCUCCUUGUUGGUUGACCCACGAAACUUUGUUCCGGGCUAUGUCACACACCUGCAGACAGAAACGGAUGUGCUCUUCGAGAACUUUGCUGUGAACGUGUACCACCGGAAGAAUGAGCUGCCCCAGGCCCCAAGAAGCGACGAGCAGUCGACCGUCCGAUUCGAUCCAAGCUGGGGAGUAUCCAGCAUGGCAGCUGUGCAUGGCUUCAUCAAGUUGAAGAACCACUGGUUCAUGGUAUUGAAGGGGGCCCAUCUUCCCAAGGAUCCCUCCUGGCCGCGGGGUGGAGGCAUGUAUCCUACCAAUCUGAAGCCUGAAGCACACCACCACCGCAGCAAGUGGGUUAGCUUCCACGCCCUGGUGCUGCCCGAGGAGCCCGCAACCGGCGUACCGCUCAUUGGCUCGGCACUGGUUGGUUUCCCAAGCUUCCGCUUCACCCUCGAUGGCAAGGAGAUCUCCGUUUCUGCGGAGUGA